Messenger RNA from Pelodiscus sinensis (Chinese soft-shelled turtle), 1754 nucleotides. Lineage: Eukaryota; Metazoa; Chordata; Testudines; Trionychidae. The record is from RefSeq and is a predicted model, not a curated record.
AGAACAAACAAGAAAGUUUAGAAAACUUUUAUUAGCUCUUUUUUCCCUUUAAAGCAGCAGCCCCCCGGGGCACAGAGCCGGGCCUGCCAGCCAGCACAUGCAAGAGCCAGGCGCGAGGCAGGCCUGGCCCUGCCGAGAGGGGGCGAGUGCCGUGUUCUUCCCACCUGGUCGGACUGGGCUGCCCGGCAAGGCACCACGGAGCAAAGCAGCUGGGGGAAGGACUGGUGCCUGCAGGAAUGGCGAGGCUGGCUACCUCUACCCCUCCCCAGGGCCUGGGGGCUCUCAGUGCUCCCUACUGGAGAGGGACCAAUGGCCCCUUGGGAAGCCUGUUUGCCCCACAGUGGGGGGCUGUCUCUGCCUCCCCCCCACAACCUGUCUCUGCCUCUGCCUCCUACUGUCUCCCCAGCUCUGCGCCACUCAUCACUCACACCUCCAAUGGGGGGUGGGGGAAUUAAAUAAGAUUAAAAUAAUAAUAAAGGCCCAACGCUGCCGGGAGUUUGCAAUGUCCUGCCAACCUCCCCCGCCCCCCCAUGGGUCCCUUCCCCAUCCCUGUCGCAACUUCCCCAGUUCUCGGCUCCGCCACACCUGCUCCCCCCUUCUGGUACCAGGCCCCGCAUCCAGUCCUAUCGUCCUUUUGCCCCCCCCCUACAACAUCCCCCCACGCUCACUAUGGGGGGGGGAGCCUUCCAGCCCCCACAAGGCACCGUCUUCACCCUGCACGGAUUUCCUGGGGGUGUCCCUGGAAGGUGCUUGCUCUCUGGUGCCCGCUAGGGGACAGACUUUGCACAGCAGCUUAGGAGCAUGCUGCUGCCGGCCAGUUAGGCAAGCUGGCCCUUUGCCUCAGUUAGCAAGCGUGCCGGCUUCGGGCUCCAGGGGUCCCAGGUUUGGUCUCAGCCAAUGGCCGGGGGAGGGCGAACCACCCUCCUUUCUCCUUUACUGGGCAAGCUCGCUACCUGGAUCCCCCUCCUCCUCCCGGCACCUCCAGGCCUGGCAUCUCAGAGCCCGGCACCUCCAGAUCUGGCAGCUAAGAGCCCAGCUGGGCCUGGCAGCUCAGCAGCUGUGAGUCCUGGCACCUCCGAGCCUGGCAUCUCAGAGCCCGGCACCUUCAGACCUGGCAGCUCAGAGCCCAGCACCUCCGAGCCUGGCAUCUCAGAGCCCAGCACCUUCAGACCUGGCAUCUCAGAGCCCGGCACCUUCAGACCUGGCAGCUCAGAGCCCGGCACCUCCGGGCCUGGCAGCUCAGAGCCCGGCACCUCCAGGUUUGCCACGUCCGUUAUGAAAGUAAAACAAUUGCCUGAGCCCAGCAGCUCUCUUGUUACAAAUUAAGCAGCGAGGCCGGGCGCAGGGAUCACUCGCCAAUUUCCUGAUUCUGUUCUUUUCCUGGUUCUGUUCGUUUCCUCAGAGGCAUCUGGCAGGACACUGGGCAAGAUGGACCAUUGGGCUGAGCCAGCCUGGCUGUUCUUAUCUACCGGCCGCCCCUUCCACCUGGGAGUGUGGGACAUCCCCCGCUUCCCAGGGCUAGCGUGUUCUCUAUCAAUCCCGCGCCUGGCCUUGGCUCAGAGCUGGCGUCAGCAGGCCGGGAGAGGGGCCGGCCGGCCAAGGUUUGAUGUGGAAGAACGUCUGCGUCCGAGGCUGGAGGCGGGGGCUAGAUGGCCGCUGCGGUGACAGGAAGAGACCCAAGGGACCUGGGGGGAGCCCACAGCCAGACGACCUAACCGCCCCCCUACCCAAAAGAACACCACCACAAGAAUAUU